AUGACCGACACCCUCCACAACGCCCCCAUAGUGCUGGACAACGGCUCCGGUACGAUCCGCGCAGGCUUUGCCGGGGACGACUUACCGAAAUGUUAUUUCCCGUCUUUCGUCGGCAGACCGAAGCACCUACGGGUGCUGGCAGGCGCAUUGGAAGGCGACGUGUUUAUUGGGCAGCGGGCGCAGGAGUUGCGGGGGCUGCUGAGGAUCAAGUACCCGCUGGAGCAUGGCAUUGUGACGGACUGGGACGACAUGGAGAAGAUCUGGGAGUGGGUGUAUGGGGAGGGGCUGAAGACGCUGAGUGAGGAGCAUCCAGUUCUGUUGACAGAACCGCCUCUCAAUCCGCGCAGUAAUCGCGACACGGCUGCUCAGAUACUCUUCGAGACCUUUAACGUUCCUGCGCUGUACACCUCCAUUCAAGCCGUACUCUCCCUCUACGCCUCCGGCCGAACCACAGGCAUAGUGCUCGAUGCGGGCGAUGGCGUAUCGCACGCAGUCCCCGUCUACGAAGGAUUCGCUAUGCCAAGCUCGAUACGGAGGAUAGACGUCGCGGGACGAGAUGUUACAGAAUACAUGCAAUUGCUAUUACGGAAAUCCGGCUACGUGUUCCAUACCUCGGCCGAGAAGGAGGUUGUACGGAUGAUCAAGGAGAAAGUUAGCUAUGUGGCCGCAGAUCCGAGGAAGGAGGAGAAGGAGUGGAUAUCGGCGUCUGGGAAACUUGGAGGUGGCGGCGAUCCGAAGAUUGUGGAGUAUGCCCUGCCAGACGAGAGAUUCCGCGCACCCGAAAUCCUCUUCGACCCCGAAAUCAUUGGCCUCGAGUACCCUGGCAUCCACCAAAUCGUGGUCGAUGCCAUCAACCGCACGGAUCUCGACUUGCGGAAGUCCCUCUUCGGCAACAUCGUGCUCUCGGGAGGCGCGACAUUAACCAAGGGUUUCGGAGACAGGUUACUGUACGAGGUGCAGCGAUUAGCUGUGAAGGAUAUGCGGAUCAAGAUCUUCGCGCCGCCCGAGAGGAAAUACUCGACUUGGAUCGGAGGUAGUAUCUUGGCGGGGCUGAGCACGUUUAGAAAGAUGUGGGUUAGCAUCGACGACUGGCAUGAGAAUCCGGACAUUAUCCAUACGAAAUUUACAUAG
Drepanopeziza brunnea f. sp. 'multigermtubi' MB_m1 is the source of this 1131-nucleotide messenger RNA. NCBI's taxonomy places the organism in Eukaryota, Fungi, Ascomycota, Leotiomycetes, Helotiales, Drepanopezizaceae. The record is from RefSeq and is a predicted model, not a curated record.